AUGUUAACAGAGGGAGAUUUGGAAGAGUUGGCGCUUGUUGAACUGGAUGAUGAUUUUUUAGAAACUAAUCUACGCAACGGUAGUGAAAAUAAGGCGUUGGAUGUAGAAUUGAGUCAGCGUUUAGUACAAAGUGUAUGUGAUGAAUUUGUUAGUACAUUUCUUGGCGACGACGGUGUGGCGACAUUACAUCAGUUACUGCAAGAGUGUGAUGCCUCACUUGCAGACAUUGAACACGUUCUUCGUCGCUAUAUUGAUAAUUUGGGACGCAUUCAGCAGGAUAUUGGCGAUGUACGUGAGCGGCUAAAACACGUUCGCGUGCAACUUAGCAACAGACAAGCAGUAGAAACUUUAGUUAAACGUGUGGUUUCACGUGUUGUGGUGCCUCCUGAUGUUGUGCGAGUAAUUGUGCAUAGUAGUGAAGAACAGUUAGGUACACAGUUUAGUCUCAGUACACACCAGUUAUGGUUGUUAUUACAAUACCGAAAAGAGAUUGGUGUUCCGCUUGGUCCUAAUGGGGCACGGGUCUCACUGAUAUCAUGUCCUUUCUAUGCAGAACAGCGAGAGGUGCUGGAUCGCCUGGCAGUGCACGCCUGUGUGAAGGUGCAGCGUUUUCUUAUACGCAAGUUAACUUCACUCGGAGUGCCAAACACAAAUGUGUGGAUACAACAGGAACAUGUACUGAAACCACAUGUCUUUUAUGUACACUUUCUACGCUCCGUCGCACCGCUGCUCUCUCCAACACCAUAUCAUUAUCAAUUACAAGAACGGAAUGGUAAUAUAGAAGAUGAAUCUCCAGAAUGGUUACCUUACCGAAUUACGAAAGCAUUAUAUGAUGAAUUCCGUCUGGAUUAUUGUCGUAUUAUGUCACCGCUCUAUCAUGAUCGUAUACGGCACUAUGUAAUGUCAUUACAUGCAUUAGAAAAGGCUACACAGACGGUACCAACAGGAUCUGCAGAAAUAUAUAUAUUACCUUUACUUACAGAUCUACAAGAUACCAUAACAGAACAGUAUUUUCAAUUAGGUGAACGUGGGAAUAUUCUGAAUUCUGUUUUUUCACCACCACUUGUGCCAGCCGUAGAAAUGGCGAAACGACGAACACACUUUUACGAAGAGACAUUUCGUUCAUUAAAUUCUCUCAUCUGUGAUGCCGUCACACAUGAAUUUCUUUUUACUUUCAUGUUUUUUGAUGGAGAUAUGUCUGUUUUUGUCGAUGUCUUUAAACCAACUAUUCAAUUUAUAAUAGACUAUGUAGCGGAGGUAUUACUUGGUCAAGGUGAUGGUACAGUCUUUCGCCUUAUUCGAGAAGAAUAUCACUACGCCUCUGUUAAUACAAACUGCCGCUAUGAUUGUUAUGGAUUAUUACUGCUGAUUCGCCUUUGUCAUGACUUUCGUUCAUGCAUGCGAGAUGCGAGACGGUUAAGUUGUUUGGAGGGAUUUUAUGAUUCGUUGCUUCUACUCCUUUGGCCGUUAUUUCAACGUACAUUUGAACGUCAAAUGCUUGCACUACGAUCUGCAGAUGUGGCGAGUCUUGCACGUAUGGCCUUACGCAGAGGAAAAGGCCGUAUAUCUGGUACUGGUAAUAGUAAUAGUAAUAGUAAUAAUAAUGGUGAUAAUAAAUAUGCGUGGGUGCCAUUUGUGCAUCCGCUUACGAAACGGUAUGCGGCUUUCGCUACUGCUCUUGUAACCAUCAGUCGUACAUCUGACGUUAUUGUAGAAUCAAGUAGUAGCCGAAGAUCAUCCUCUUCGAUGAAUGGAACAAUGAAAACAACAGCGAAAGCGGAAGUCCCAACAGAAGGGGAAACAGAAGCAAAAGAUAGUAGUGAUACUACUACUACUACUACUACUACUACUACUAAUACUACUACAACGAAUAUGGUUAAUAAUGGGGAUGGAGAUGUAUUGGAUUUUGCUGAACUCCAACGUGUUGCAUGGCGUAUGGUGGAGGAAGAAAUUGCGAGUGAUGCGGCGGAUAGUGCCUCUCGUUUUGCUGUUCUCGUUGGUAAUCUUUCGUUUAUGCGAGUGGAGAUUGUACGAUUGCUGCAGGAGAUGGGCCGUCACCUCGCCGCACAUGAUGUGAAACAUCCUGAAAUGCAGCACCUUCACGGAAUUGCGUUUCUACUAAACAACAUUUAUUGGAUUUUAUCUGUGUGGCGCACAUCUUCUAUUCAUACAGCUUCUCUUACUGCUGCUACUACUACUAAUACUACUACAACUAAUACUACAACUACUGCUGGUUCUUCGACGACAGAGAGAGAUAGAGAUGUUGAUGUUAACAGUGAUACUGCUAUGGAACUAUUUGGUGAUGACUAUGUUGCCCUACAGGAGUUGCAGCGAACACAACGUGCGGAGUUUGUUGAAUCUCUUGUUCGCACCUAUUUCCGAUCUGUACAUCAUAUUGUACAGCACGACGAACUAGCAGAGCAAAACCCAGCGGAAGUACUUGCAGUGGCGGAUGCAUUUACGCGUGAAUGGAAGCGUAAAUUAGAUGACAUGUGCGUUUCGGUCUGUUCAAUGUUAUGUGAUGUGACACAUGAGGGAGAAAUCCUUGCGCAGGUGUGUAUGGAAGUAUUGCUGUGUAAUACUCGUUUUCACUCUUGUGUAUCCCGGGCUGUGGAGGCUUCUGUGGGAAUCGCAGAAGAUGCGAGGCGUCCGCUUCGAUCCUUUAUAGUGACGAAUCAGCAGAUGCUACAACACAUGAGGACACUUGCAACAAUGGUUGAAGACGGUGAGGAUGAAGAGAAGGAAGAUUUGAAUGAGUGA
Messenger RNA from Trypanosoma theileri, 2760 nucleotides. RefSeq names its product Vacuolar protein sorting protein. Gene Ontology annotation, cellular component: GARP complex. The coding region runs from base 1 to 2760 and encodes 919 amino acids. Gene Ontology annotation, molecular function: syntaxin binding. Lineage: Eukaryota; Euglenozoa; Kinetoplastea; Trypanosomatida; Trypanosomatidae. Gene Ontology annotation, biological process: Golgi to vacuole transport; endocytic recycling; retrograde transport, endosome to Golgi. The record is from RefSeq and is a predicted model, not a curated record. The transcript has a single exon.